Molecule: messenger RNA, 762 nt
Organism: Capronia epimyces CBS 606.96
Lineage: Eukaryota; Fungi; Ascomycota; Eurotiomycetes; Chaetothyriales; Herpotrichiellaceae
Exons: 1
Coding region: 1-762 (253 amino acids)
Source: RefSeq, a predicted model, not a curated record
AUGAUGGCUCCUAGAGGCGGAACUCGGCUUGCUUCAGGCAGAGAUGUACACAAGAGUCAGCGCAAUGGAAACUCUUGGGAGAGUUUCGCAGCUCCGCCAUUAGCACGCCGACCUAAGCUCUUCUGCUGCUCGGUGGCUGAGAGUAACCCUGACCACCUGCCUCGCAGUUUCGUCAACCCAGGUCGUCACUUGAUGAAUCUCCAGCUGCGAACCUUUCUCGAAUGUGCGGACAAUGCUGAAUAUACCUUCUCCAAGUGUGAAGUCUCGCAUAUCGUCGAGGUGACCACCCGAGCUCUCCACAAUCCCUCCGUCUUGUCAAGCCACGACCCGUUCCAAGAACAGUGGAAUGUUCCAUCAGGAAUGCCUUUUGGCCUCUCCAUGAGCACCAAUACACCACCUUUGGAAGAAGAUGAGGACAGUGGCAUGAUUGUGGACGAAGAGGCGGCAAACAGCGAAAUUCCCUACAGUACCUACCAAAGCUUGUUGACGCGACACUUUGUCACCCAAAACAGCAACAAUGCCUGGCAAAUCCCGCCUCAUUCUCGGCAGUAUCGCGAAACCCAUGGAGAGCUAGCACAGGGAAGAGCUGGGAGUGAGAGAUAUAUCGAGAUAGCACCAUUCAAGACACUGCCCUACACUUCAGAGAGCAGUUCGGGGGGUUCAUCAGGGGGCGCAGGGGCUCGAACCUGGGUUCCAUCGUGCAGCAUGUUGAUGUGGUGCACUCAGCACAAUACUUUCUACGAAGUACACGUGCUCUCCUAG